Molecule: messenger RNA, 4357 nt
Organism: Eupeodes corollae
Lineage: Eukaryota; Metazoa; Arthropoda; Insecta; Diptera; Syrphidae
Gene: Gp150
Product: protein scribble homolog
Exons: 9
Coding region: 353-3430 (1025 amino acids)
Cellular component (GO): extracellular matrix
Molecular function (GO): protein binding
Source: RefSeq, a predicted model, not a curated record
UCGGCCAUAGCCAUCAGUCGAGUUCAACGUCAACAGGUGUUACAAUCGUGUGCAGUUCAGCAAUAUUAUAUAUUCCUCGCGUUCCGUUACUAACAUUGGACAUUUAUUUUUAUUUCUGUUCGUUAUUUGUUCUCUUUUUUUUGUUGUUUUUAUCUUUUUUUUAGAAAUUACGUUCGUUAUUUGUUCCAGAGGAUUUAUACGGAUACAAAAAAAUAUAAAACACAAACCUAUCUACCUACCUAGACGAGGUUCAUUUCAAGGAUUAAUAUUUCAAAAACGAAAUAAAAAAAAUACAGCCCGAUUCGGGUGAAGUCGAUUUAUUGCAUUGAUAGCCUUAAUCAAAAAUAUAAACAUGAGUCGCCAGUUAUGGCUGGUAGUACUCGUUGUGGCGAUAUGUGCCACAACACUGGGAUCGACCACAGAACAACCCCCACGUAAUUCCCUGCAAGACGGUGAUAAUCACAUUGAUAUUUCAUCUGAAGUUCCAUCUAAAGCCGGCAAGAAACUUUCCACUCUUAAAAUUAAGAAGCCAAUUAACGCCACAACCACUAAUCGUCCAAAACCGGAAAAAGAUGGGUUAAGUAAAAAUAUUCCGCUUGCAUCAGAUCCCAGGUAUAAUAAAAUGCUACCCGAAUCUGUUGAUCAUUUGAAUGAUGUUCUAUCGAAUACAACGGAGAAAGAAGAUGACGAUUAUUACUAUGAUUAUGAGGAUUACAGUUAUGAUGAAAAUUCAGAUAAUAAAACCUCAACAGCCAGUAUUGCAACAGAAGAGGAUAUGGUCAAAAAACCAACAACUUCAACAAGCACUGCUGCACCAGCUGUUGUAAAGACUGAAAAGAUUCCAAAAUUGAAGCCAAUUAAGGGAGAGGAAAAGAUGCCAAUGAAACUUAACACUGAACAAUUCCUUGAUGAUGAUGAAACUGACGACGAAGACGAAAACGACAAUGAUGACAUGGCUGACGAUGAAUCCAAGGAGUACACUGACGAUGAGGAUGAAAAUGACAUGGAUGAUGAUGAGCUAAGCUUCAACAAUGAUAACUUCCCAUGCCCCAGGGAUUGCGUUUGCGCUAGGAACAGCGAUGGUUAUGUGUUUGCCACUUGCAGCAGGCUUGAUUUAGACAAGCAAAAGUUCGGUUCAGGCAUUACUGAUUUGGUUGUGACAGAUGUUGGUCCCAAGUACCCAAUUCUCCUUGGACCAGAUUUCUUCGUGAAGAUCGGUCUGAAACGUGUCUCAUCGAUCAAGAUCUUCAACUGUACCAUCGAAUACAUGCACGAGAAUGCUUUCCACGGGUUGGACAAUUUGUACUCAGUGAAUUUGACCAACGUCGGACUUACCAUCAUCAAUCCAAAUACCUUUGUAGAAAAUAAGAAACUUCGUCUAAUGACUAUCUCUGGAAACGAUUUGAGUGUCAUGUCUAAUGUGCACUAUUUGUUGAAGUCUGAUAGUAUCGAAGAAUUGGAUAUUUCCCGAAACAACCUCAUGGAAUUGAAGCCACUUGCCUUCAGUCAACUAACAAAGAUUGUCGGUCUCAAUUUGGCUCAGAACGGUUUGAAGGAACUCCCAGAACGUAUUUUCGACACAGUUGAGACCAUUGAAGAAAUUGAUCUGUCAUACAACUCGCUGAAGGCUCUUCCGAGGGGUGUCUUCAAUCGCACAGCUUUGGGAAUUCUCCACUUGAAGUACAAUGAAAUCACCGGUGAUCUUAACUUUGGUGCCACCGAUCUGCAGAAAUUGGACUUGAGUUAUUGUUCGAUUAAGCAAAUUCACCACGGAAUGCUCGAUCAGAUGACACAACUUACACAUCUCAAUCUUAAGGGAAAUGGUAUCACAAAAAUUCAACCAGAUUCAUUCCUUCAGCUGAGAAGACUUCGUCAUAUUGAUUUGUCAAUCAACGAAUUGGAUCAAGUUUCUUCGCUGUUGUUCUACAAGAACUCCGAAUUGGAUGAUAUCCGUUUGAAUGACAACCCUCGUCUUAGCCAAUUGCCAACUGAUGGAUUCCAGAGCUUCAACAAAUUCUUCAAUGUUCGUAUGUUGGAUGUCUCCAAUUGUGCCAUUGGAGCAUUGGGACACAAGACCUUCGCAACAAUGCCAAAUUUGGUUACUCUUAAACUCGCAUGGAAUAACAUCAACAAUUUGGGUAGGGAUUCAUUUGCUGCCCUCAAUAAACUCGUCGUUCUCGAUUUGAGCAACAAUUUGAUUGAGAAGCUCGAUGAUUUGGUCUUCAUGAACAACAACGACUUGACUCAAUUGAAUUUGGCCGGAAAUCCAAUCAGAAAACUCCCAACUCGCCUCUUUAUGCCAUUCGCCAAGCUUAGGGACCUCGAUGUUAGCGAAUGUGAUCUUCACUUCUUGUUGAGUGACAACAGCAACGGAAUGAGUCAUCAAUACAAAUUCUUCGAAACUCUCAGAACCUUCAAUGCUUCAGCUAAUCAAAUCAGGAAGAUCUCAACUGAGGACAUUAUGCCAUUCAAGAACUUGAGCACCCUGGACAUCAGCCACAAUCCUCUUAAAUGCAACGAAGAACUCAAGGGAAUGAUUGUCUAUGCCACAAUGAAGAACAUUCUUCAUGCCGUGAAAAUGCCCUCAAAGGAAAAUAUCGAUGUUUCGACUUUCACUGAAACCUCUCGCCCACAACUUGGCUGGGAUGAUCUUGCUCACGAAGUCUGCAAACACAAUGCCGAUACAUUCAAGCCCAAGGAACAAACAAUGGAGGAAAUCAAGAAGGACAUUCUCAAGGGCGAUGAUGUUGAUAUGAAGAAAUUGUUCUACAGACAAGAACAAAGAGAAGAACAACAAUUGAUCGAGAACGAAAAGAAGGCCGAAGAGGAGGCUAGGAAAUUGAAGGAGAUCAUCAAAAUGGAACAAGAGAAGAAGAUUGAAGAAGAAAAGAAAUUGGAAGAAGAUUUGGCUGAAGAUACAAGUGCUGAUGAAGAUACUGAAGAGGAAGAUAAUGAUGAAGAAGAUACAUACGAUGAUGACGAUGAAGAAGAAGACAAAGAAAACGAAACUGAUUCAACUAAGCCAGUUGUUCAUGACAUUGGAUUCAAUGCCAAGGAAGUUGAUCUUUCUCGAGAGACCAAGGAUAAAUUCUUGUUGAACAAACUUCUUCUUGAUGGAGACAAUGAUGAAGACGACGACGAUGAAGAUGAUGAUUCCGAAGAAAUAAUCAUUGAACGUGGUCGCAUUUACUACAACGGCUACACGUACUUCAUCCCAGCUUUGAUCAUGGUGACCUGUGUGAUAGUCUUCUUAUUGGCUAUUGGUAAAUUCGUUUCGCUCAUGAUGAGGAAGCGCGGAGAACGCUACCGUAUGGCUUUACUUGCAUCAAAGAAUUCCAUUGUUUAUCAGAAACUCUCCGAGGACAUAAUCAAAUCAAAUCCCUGCAAACAGCCGAAAAUUCAUAAAUAUUCGCCCAUCAAUCAAGUUUAAGUUUUUACUUCAAACAGAAUUAGAAAAGAAGAAAAUAAAAACUAUGAACAUGUUCUAAACGCAACAAGAAAUAAAUUUUCAAAAAGUUUACGUAUUUUAUUUUUUGUUUGUCUUUUAGUUUAGACAUUGUAUGAUAAAGUGUUUUUUCUGUAUUUAAUUAUAUAUUUUUAAGAUUUUUCUUUUUGUUUAAAUUUAUGGCAGUUUAAAAUAUUUUUAAAAUUCAAAAAAUAAACGAAACUAAAGUUAUAUUUAAUUUGUUUAAACAAAAUUCUUUGUACUUAAUUUUACUAAUAUAACAAUAAUUUUUGCAAACUAAAAUGAAAAACAAACAUUCCCAAAUAAAAAAAAAUACUUACGAAAAUAAAAGGUAUCCGAUAAUUAUUUUAAUCAACUAAACAAAACGUCGUCGUAAUGUUGAAAAUUAUAAUUUUUAAUUAGUUUUAAGAUAAACAUAAACUCUAUAUAUUUUUAUAUAAAAUAGUUGUAGCAAAAAAAAAAACAGAAACAAUAAGAAGGAAGGAUUAAUUAUUAAAUCAAAAAAAAUUGGUUAAUUUAAAUUUUCAAAACAUUAUUUUUUUUCAACACAAUUUGUUCUUUUCAAGUUAGUUAAGUGCCAUGGCCCUUAAGUUUAGUGUAAACAGUAAAAAGAAAUAAAAUAAAAAAACCUAUUUAUAUAAAUAUUUGUUAUUUUCUUUACUUUUUUUUGGAGAUAUUAAGAGUCAGAACUAAAUUGAAGAAAGUAUAACUAGAAAGGGCCAAAAUUAAUACAUAAUGAUAUAAAAGAAAGAAACCACCACGAAUAUUUGGAAAAAUUAAUUCAAAAUUUGUAUUAAACAUGUUUUCAAAAAUUGUUUAUUUUUUUUAUAAAUAUUAUUUUAAUUUUUAUUGAAAUAAAAAACUACAUUUGGCUUCCAAUAUACACAAGAA